This is a messenger RNA of Talaromyces stipitatus ATCC 10500, 5934 nucleotides long. Its product is annotated as reverse transcriptase, putative. The transcript has 5 exons. The record is from RefSeq and is a predicted model, not a curated record. Lineage: Eukaryota; Fungi; Ascomycota; Eurotiomycetes; Eurotiales; Trichocomaceae. Gene Ontology annotation, molecular function: RNA-DNA hybrid ribonuclease activity; nucleic acid binding. Bases 1 to 5934 code for a protein of 1977 amino acids.
AUGGCUCAGGCGCGCAUGUUGACACCCUCAACGGGUGAAAAUCUGCAUCCACAACGACGCGUCCUAAUACGCGCCGGGGCUCAACAACCACCACCACCACCGCCAAUCACCAACCAACAACGACCAAUCAAGACUUAUACGAAAAUGGAAGACCUUGCUAAGGCAGCGGAGCUGCUCGCUCAGUAUAUAUACUCGAACCCUCGCGAAGGCCAGGAUAAUCCAAUGAUUAGAGGAUUUAUCAACGACGUACGAGACUUCACUACCGCUCACAAAUCUGGUCCGGAAAUCCUUACGGAUCUCAAGCGGCUGCUUGUAGAUGUCCAAAAGGACACCGCGGUGCUCCGGACACGAUCCAAUCAAGCAUCUCAAUCAAGCGCUACAACCGGAUUGUCAUCUGUAUCCCCGUGGAAAGCAUGGAAUACCCAGAAUUGGCAGGCCAGUCUUCGGAGCGCAGCCGCACCCUCAUCUCGAAGCGCCGGCUCCUCCACACCAGGUGUCAGCCAUACAGAGCUGAGUAUGGACUGUGAGAUUGUCGUUAAGAUCCGCGAUGAAGCUAUCCGCAAGGAGAUACGUGAACUGCAUCCUGCGGAGAUCGUGAAGCGAGCCGAACGAGCCAGGGCCCACGCAGCGAAGGGCACUCCAAGCCUGCCUCUAGCCGGUCAUGUAUUCAUUGCUGCUCGACCACUCCCAUCGGGGGAUGUUAGCCUACGGGCAUCGAACGCAGCAGCAGCGGAGGUCCUCCGCAGGCAUGCAAAGAAUUGGGUUCAUGAAUUUGGGGAAACAGCGUACGUACGGGUACCCACGUGGGGAAUUGUGAUCGAUGGAAUGCCUAUCCGGAACGUGGAUCUAGGUGAGGAAUUCAAACAGCGAAUAGCUGCAGAAAAUCACCAUGCCUGGGGCCGGAAUGCAAAGAUUGAGAUUGCACACGUUGGCUGGCUUACCAAUCCUAAAAGCAAGCAUGAAGGAUCUCUUGUUGUUGAGUUUACAAAUCCAAUUGUGGCUAACGAUGCAAUCUCCAUGGGGACAGUGUGGCAAUCUCGGAGCCACACCAAUAGGCCUUAUUGUCGAGAAGGACGGUGUAAGAUGUGCAAGAAGUGCCAGAAAUAUGGGCACGUCCACGCGCAGUGUCCAAAUCCAAAAUAUAUUUGUGGGAUCUGUGCAAAGGAGCAUCCGACCUGGGAAUGCCCUUCGCAUCAGAGCCAGGGAAUAGAAUUCACACCAAAAUGUGCCAAUUGCAGUGGCUCACAUAAGGCUAUAAGUACCAAGUGUGGCUUACGACGUGAGGCCUUAGAUAAGGCUAAGAUCGCGCUAAUCAAUUGUGAACCAUUUCAUCGGGUGCCUCAGUACUUACAGCCCAAGCCGAUGCAACAGAAUACUACUGCGAAUGAGGAUCCUACUCCUCACGAAGCUGCGCAGAUCCAAGCAUCCACAAGGAAGCGCACCAAUACGACUAAAUCAACAACCACUAAAAGCAUCUCAGGGGCGGUAAAGCGUACAAAGACAUCAACUACAGCACCUAUAGUUCCUACUGAAAUCAAUGAGCCUACAGCAUCAACAACACGCCCACAAACACCAGAGGCCCCUACAACCUCACGAAUCAUACCAACAGCUGAAAAAAUUAAGGCAAUCCCAUUCACAGCUGUUAAAAAACAGCCUCGCGGUAGACCACCUAAAUCUAAAUCAUCCAACAACAACGACGAGAACGAAUCAGAGCCCACGGAACAGAUCCAAUCGGCUAUAGAUAUCACUCAAUCGAGCGCUCCUGUGGAGACUAUCGACCCGACACUACUCAGCAAGGAUAACAUGGCAAAAUCAACGGCUCCAGUCACCAGAUCAAGAGCCUACCUUGAACAGAUACGCAGACAGCGCAUCCAGGCCCACCGCCAAGUACGUACACGAUCUCAAGAUUCGGAUGAGAUACCACUACCCCGGAUAUCACAGCUUCCACAGAUAAACAUGACAAUGGAAGACAACAACGUCAUCCUAAGCAGCACGGCUAGCUACCGUGAACUUAAUGACAACACAACUAUUGAUUCGGAAGGCUAUACAGAACUUUUGAAUAGUUUCCAUCCCAGUCAAGGACCACGCGCAGCCCCUAUUGAGGAAGAAGAGGAGGAGGAUGACCUACAAACUGUACAAGAUAUGAACACACGCUCGUCUCCAGAUUAUAACACGCAUAAAUCCAAGGAUGAGGUCAUGGCCACAUUCUUACGUGAUCCCCGAGCUCUCCGCGCCUCCGUGAUUGCAAUUCAGGAACCAUGGAGAAACGAACUAAACAAUACAACGCACCAGCCUGCGAGUCUUACACAUCAACUCCUCUAUCCCAAACCUAACGACAACAACAACAACACUAAUAACAAUAAGAGAGCCCGUGUGGCCUUAUUUGUCAAUAAAAGCAUCAAUCCGGCCAGCUGGUCUCACACUGUCAUAUCGCCUGACUAUCAAAUCCUACAUAUUCGCUAUCAACGUUGCCUACAUUCGAAUUCAAAUUCCGAACCACACGAUCUCUAUAUCCACAAUAUCUAUAAUGAACCACGGUCGACAACCUUUACGCACAUAGAUCGAGAACUAACCCGACUAGGAUGCUCACGAACCACAGCACAUAUAGUUCUUGGGGACAUGAACGCCCACCAUCCAGCCUGGGGUGGCCCUGGCACCAAAAUCGACGAACAAGCCACAGAAUUGCUUGAGAUCAUGGAUCGCCAUGGGAUCGAGCUUGCUACCGAAGAAGGACUAGUCACCUGGGAACGUGGCCAAUCACAAUCAACAAUCGAUCUAACAUUCUUAUCUACAACCUUAUUUCAUCGUCUUGUACUACACGAGCGUGCAGAUGAGAUCCAACAUGACUCUGACCACUGGCCAAUCAGGACGCAGAUCGACAUUGAUACACCAACUCACGAACCACGACGGCGCCGCAACUGGGCAGCAACAGAUAUCAAAGUGCUACAGGAAUCGCUUAGCCAACUCAUCGCACCAAGGCUUCUACGACGUCAAUUCUCAAACACCCACAAUCCGUGGAUCUGGAGGGCUUACCUACGAGCCCGUAACAAGAAGAAACGCCUAGUCAAGAAAUCCUUACGACUGGGCCAUCGACGUCGCGUACAGCAGGCGACAGAGCAAGGCCCCUUAGGCCUCUGGAAAUUGGCAAAGUGGGCACGCUCGCGUAAUGGAGCGUAUGAAUCAGGAAUCACCCCAACCCUACAAGACUUGGAUGGCCAUACAGCGGAAACAGUGGAAGCAAAAACGCAGCUUCUUAGGGAAGCGUUCUUCCCAGCUAUCCCAAAUGCAGAUCUAUCAGACAUCACAGACAGCCAAUAUCCGUCACAAAUCGAAUUCCCGGAGAUCCCACGCCACGAGAUCGAGUAUGUUAUUCGUUCAACGCCACCAGAUAAAGCACCGGGUGAGGAUGGCAUUCCAAACAGCUUCUGGCAUAAAAUCAUUAGCAUCCCAGUAAUCAUCGACACUCUAUACGAAAUCUUUAAUGCCUGCAUAAGAACUGGCUACAAUCCCACUCACUUCCAGCGCUCAAUCACCGUCGUAAUACGUAAAGGCGGCAACAGGGACUAUCGUACACCCAAGGCGUACAGACCUGUGGCCUUGCUCAACACGCUCGGCAAGUUUCUCGAAGCAAUUAUUGCACGCCGCAUCAGCUACGCCAUGGAAAGUGAAGGAUUGCUUCCUUCAAGCCACCUAGGUGGCCGUAAAGGAAUAUCCACGGAUCAUGCCAUACAGAUCAUCCUCGAUCGAAUCCGUGGAGCCUGGGGACGUGGCCAUGCCGUCGUAUCUAUGCUCCUAUUGGACGUCAGCGGUGCCUACGACAAUGCCCACCACCUACGACUACUACACAAUAUGAAGAAACGACGUCUAGGGCACUUUGUGCCGUGGGUGACUGCCUUUCUCACAAAUCGAAGCACCAAGAUACGGAUCCCUGAGGGGAUAUCUGGCCAAAUUCCUACACCAACAGGCAUCCCACAAGGAUCACCAAUCUCACCUAUCUUAUAUCUGAUUUACAACGCGGAUCUGAUUGAGGAUUGUGCGGAUAUAGUCAAUCACACAACGACAAGCGGAUGGGUGGACGACGUAGCCUUGAUGACCACAGGGAAUACAGAGACAGAAACAAUAAGAAAGCUUCAAAAAGCUAGCGAGAUCGCAGAUCAAUGGGCGGUACGACACGCUUCAGUGUUUGACACGAAGAAGUAUCAACUAAUUCACUUUGUGAACCCACGAAGCACGACCAAUCCUGAAUCGCAGCCAAUCCAGCUGCGCGAUGAAGUUGAAAUAAAGCCCAAAGAAGCUGUCAAAUAUCUCGGCAUCUGGCUCGAUACGAAGCUAAGCUUUGACACACAUCGUGAUGAAGCCAUUGCAAAAGCAGGCACCAGCCUGGAAGCUCUACGUGGCCUAUCAGGAUCCACAUGGGGGGUCGCACUAGGCUCCAUGAGAAGGAUCUAUCAAGCAAUUGUUAUCCCACAGAUGCUGUAUGGCGCUGCAGCCUGGUUCCAACCAGACCUCAUGAGCCAGAGGCAAAUUACACAAACUGUACGCAAAUUUACAACUAUCCAAAAGCGCGCAGCGUGCCUGAUCAGCGGUGCUUUUCGUACAACGGCUGCGGAGGCCCUCAAUAUAGAGCUUCACCUAAUGCCAAUCCGGUUGCAACUGGAUCAACUCACAAAGGCUGUAGCCAUCCGGAUCCGCACAGGUCCUGCCUUUGCAAUUCCUGACGGCCUAGUCAAUCGACGCACCAGCGGCGAACUCAAGCUUGGCGGAUACACUCCCAUGGAAGCUCAUGCCUGGAAGAAGGGCGGAUGCUUAUUGGCUCCCCCCGGAACCUUGGCAGGGAAAUGGGAGAGCCGAUCUGCAUACGUUCAGGCACCGUGGCAUGAGCCUCCAAAGGUUGUGAUUGAUGAGCGAGAGAAGGCAGUAUCAGUACAUAACGACAUCACAUGCAAGAAUGAGCAUAUCGCAAUAUACACGGACGGCAGUGGAUAUCAAGGCUAUAUUGGCGCGUCCAUGGUCUUCCAACAUUCAGAAAACAACGAACGGACUGAGGUCUGUGGGAUCAAAUUCGCGCUCGAAACUGCGCUUCAAAUUGCAGACCAGGACAUACGAACCAAGAAACUAGUUAUUUUCUCAGAUAGCCAAGCCGCGCUUAAAACUCUCAUGAACCUGCGUAUGGUCUCUGGUCAAACGUACAUUCAGGGCUGUGUCGAUUCACUGAGGAAGUGUACGGAUGAGGACAUCGAUGUAACACUGAGGUGGAUUCCAGGCCAUGAGGGUGUUCCUGGAAAUGAAGCUGCAGACAGGGCUGCAAAACGUGCGGCUCUAAUGGGUGCACGAAGGCAAAUCGUACCUGGAGAUCUAUCAAGUGAAGGAUGGACCAUACUCGCAGCAGCUGCAAAACGCAGAAUACGCCAAUCAACCAAGGAUGCCUGGGAGAGACGGUGGGACAAGCAAAAGGCAGGGAAACCUACCAAAAAACUUGUCACUCAGCCUUCCAAGCGCACACUCCAAUAUUGGACCUUUCUCCGCAAAGCAACAUCGUCAAUACUGAUACAGCUGCGUACCGAACGAAUCGGGCUAGCGCACUAUCUGUGGCGAAUUAACAGGCGAGAACAACCAUACUGUGCCUGCGGCCUAUCUGGUCAAUCAGUACGACAUAUCCUCAUGGAAUGCCCACUGUAUGAGAAUGAACGCGGUCUCAUGUGGUCACGAAUCAAGGGAUUCCGACGCACAACAGAUCUGCAAGCAUUACUCAAGGAAAAAAAGGCUGCAAUUGCAAUCGCGCAGUUCAUCAUUGACACGCGAGUGCUUGAUCAAUCCCGUGAGGUAGAUCCGGAAGCAGUUGGCACCUAUGAAAGCGCAGAAACAGCGGCUCAAUUGGAGCCUGCAAAUGACAAGGACACUGACGUGGGAACAUGUCGACGUCGUUAUCAGUAA